This is a messenger RNA of Ricinus communis (castor bean), 3048 nucleotides long. Its product is annotated as kinesin-like protein KIN-13B. Gene Ontology annotation, biological process: microtubule-based movement. The record is from RefSeq and is a predicted model, not a curated record. Bases 489 to 2666 code for a protein of 725 amino acids. NCBI's taxonomy places the organism in Eukaryota, Viridiplantae, Streptophyta, Magnoliopsida, Malpighiales, Euphorbiaceae. Gene Ontology annotation, molecular function: ATP binding; microtubule motor activity; microtubule binding. The transcript has 13 exons.
AUCUUGAACCACUUUCACUCCACACAAUUACAAGCCAUGCGCGCGUGAUGGGGACAGCAUUUAUGUCAUUUUACCCCUGCGCGUGGCUCGCAUUCUACUUUUUUUGAAAUCAUUGCAGGUCAAAAGGACGGCCAAAGAGGCAAAGACCGCCAUCUCUCCACUUAUGUACGAAGAAACACUUGGGUCCCGCCAGUCGCCCGGUCCUCCACCUCUAUUCCGGUGAACAACACGCGCUGCGAUUACCUCUUCACACCCCGGGUUUUUGCUUUCAAAGUUUUAAACAUCAUCAUUUCUCUCUAUAAUCUACUGCUAGUUAAAAAAAAAAAAAAAUCAACCGCCAUUCUCUCUCCAUUACUGCUUCUCUUAAAAAAGCUUAUAUCUCAGUCUUAAUCUCUUUGAUUUUCUAUUUAUAUAUUUAUAUGCACAUAUAGCUUUGAUUAUACUGUACGACCGGCAAGGUUUUCUUUUGGAAUUCUGAAUAGAAGAAGAUGAAUGUGGUAGGGAGACAGACGUCGAGAUCCAAUUCGACAGUUCAUCACCAGCGUCAGUACUCCGAUAACUUCCUUGACAAUAGCAGAUGGUUCCAAUCAUCUUCCCAGGACUUCGGGUACGGUUCGAGGAUGAACCGGAGCAUGAUGUCAAUGGACACGUCAACGCCUUCUGUUUGUUCGCGAUCAUCGAGUUUAAGGAAGAAUGCCGAUGAUUACGUGUUACCGAGUGAAUUUAGCCCUGGCUUACUCGAUCUUCAUUCUUUCGAUACUGAGCUUUUGUCGGAGGUCCCUGUUUCCAGCCUCUAUGAAGGAUACUCGCAUAAUCAGCAAGCUGCUCGUGGUAAAAGUUUUGAUGACUCUGAACCUUAUAACAUUGCAGCCAACAAAUUGACAACCAGGUCACGAGGUUUGCCUGAGAGUAACAUUCUUAAAAGCUUCUCAGCAGACAAAGAAAGAGCUAAUACUGUUGCGAAAAUUAAAGUUGUGGUUCGCAAGAGGCCAUUAAACAGAAAGGAAAUAGCAAAGAAAGAGGAAGAUAUCAUUACCAUAGAGCCACAUUCCAAUUUUCUCACAGUUCAUGAAACUAAACUCAAAGUUGACCUAACAGAAUAUGUUGAGAAGCAUGAAUUUGUUUUUGAUGCGGUGCUGAAUGAAGGUGUUUCAAAUGAAAAAGUGUACUCAGAGACCGUGGAGCCUGUAGUUCCUCUAAUUUUCCAUAAAACCAAAGCAACCUGCUUUGCAUAUGGGCAAACAGGGAGCGGAAAGACUUAUACCAUGCAACCACUGCCCCUCAAAGCAUCCCAAGAUAUAUUAAGAUUGAUGCACCACACAUAUAGGAAUCAAGGUUUUCAAUUGUUUGUCAGCUUUUUUGAGAUAUAUGGAGGGAAGCUCUUUGAUCUCCUCAAUGAUCGGAAAAAACUUUGCAUGAGGGAGGAUGGGAAACAACAAGUAUGCAUUGUGGGUUUGCAGGAAUACAGAGUUUCUGAUGUUGAGGUAAUCAGGGAGUUCAUUGAGAAAGGAAAUGCCACUAGAAGCACUGGUACAACUGGUGCUAAUGAGGAAUCCUCCCGAUCACAUGCUAUACUUCAGCUUGCCAUCAAGAGAUCAGUGGAUGGCUCUGAAACAAAGCCUGCCCGACUUGUAGGGAAAUUGUCUUUUAUAGAUCUGGCUGGAAGUGAGCGCGGUGCGGAUACUACUGAUAAUGAUAAACAGACAAGAAUGGAAGGUGCUGAAAUCAAUAAGAGCUUGCUGGCUUUGAAAGAAUGCAUUAGAGCUCUUGACAAUGAUCAAGGUCAUAUUCCCUUUAGAGGGAGCAAGCUGACUGAAGUUUUAAGAGAUUCAUUUGUUGGUGACUCACGCACUGUAAUGAUAUCUUGUAUUUCACCGAGUUCAGGAUCAUGUGAACACACUCUCAAUACACUAAGAUAUGCUGAUAGGGUGAAGAGUCUUUCUAAAGGGAGCAUUUCUAAACGGGAUCCAAUGUCUUCUUCUUCAAAUGUUAGAGACUCAAUUGCAUUGCCUUCAGUUUCACCUAAUGAAGCAACAUUUGACAAUAAUAUCACAGAUGUUCCAAAUGAAAGGAACAGGUUUGGAUGGGCAAAACAGAUUGAAAGAGAAACAUCUCCCCCUUUUAAUGUGGAUCGCAUACCAAGUGGCAGGGGAGAGGGCCAGGGCCAUUUGCCUGGGUAUUUAGAUUAUCACAAGCGCCAGAUAGGUGGUCAAAUUGGCAUUGCUGAUGAUGAUUCUGAUUACACUCAUGACGAUUAUGAGCAAGAAAAGCCAUCAGGUAUAAACAAUAAAAAAUUAGAAACCUACAAAGUUUCAGGUUUUGAGGAUAAGCAAACUGCUGCUCAAGCAAAAUGGAGAGAAGUUCCAGAUGUUAAAUUGAACAAUUCACAUUCAGAUGAUGAUCUUAAUGCCCUGUUGAAGGAAGAAGAGGAUCUCGUGUCUGCCCACCGUAAACAAGUGGAGGAGACUAUAGACAUUGUUAGGGAGGAGAUGAACUUGCUAGUUGAAGCUGACCAACCAGGCAAUCAACUGGAUAAUUAUAUUUCUAAGUUGAAUGCUAUUCUUUCACAGAAGGCUGCAGGAAUUCUACAGCUACAGACUCGUCUGGCUCAAUUUCAAAGGCGUCUGAAUGAGCAUAAUGUUUUGAUAUCCUCAUAUGGGGGUUGAUACGAUGGCUCAAAUUCUUCACUAAGGGGGAUUUAGUUUUGUAUUCAAAUUCUUCAUUGAUGGUGGAUCGGUUUAACUGCAUUGUAACUAAAUCUGGUUGCAGGGAUAUAAUGUUUGGUGGGGUGGGUGGUUUGAGGUGUCUUUACCUAAUUAUCAAGUCAGUAGCCAUUCUGACUCCUGUCUUCUUAUAAGCUUAUUUUUGUAAAACCUGUGAGGCCUGUAGUCCAGUUUAUGAAGAGAUUCUGUUUCGAGUUCCUAAGGUAUGACAUGAUUGCCGGUUAUUGUUGGCAAUAUAAUGUAUUGACAUUUUGACAGUGAAAUUAUCCUGGUUUGGUUGCCAUUUUAAAAUAUAAAAGCUAUAACUGCUGCUGGUUAUUUUAUG